CAGCAGGUGGGAGGAGAGUCCGGGAGCAACUUGGGCUGGAAGCGGAGAAGCAACUGGGCUGAAGCCUCUCAGCUGCGGCUGCUGCAGGUUCCCUCCCUCCCCAAAUGGAAGCCCACUGGUGCUGCAGGCUGGGAAACUGGGGGCUGCAAUUUCUGCUGACAAAGAAGAUGGCAAUGAGCACUCUGGACAACUGAGGAUAACAAACAACUUUGAAUAGCAAAACAAGUCAGUCCAGAAAUCAAAAUAUUUCCCAUUUCCUUCAGAGUGUCCCCCAGCAGGUGAGAGAGAAAUGAGAGAAAAUCAAGAAGAGAUUUCUAACUGGAAAAAUAGAGUGUGAAAUUAAAGCAUACAUUGCAUGAAAAGUCAAGGGAGAUUAUUUUUCCAUUCAGGAAAAGAGGGAAAUAUCUGGAAGUUACUGGGGAGGAAGCCACGUAGAGCAGACAGUGUUGCAGGCCUCGCUCUGGGAGGAAGAAAAUCACCAGUAAAUCAAAGCAGCACUAAAGGCAUUAUCCAUAUUUUUGACCACCUCAAGAAUAUUAGUUGUGGAAAAGCUCCAUAGACGUUUCUGUUCUGGGAAAGAUAUAACUUGCAAAUCACAGCUGAUUAUGCCAGAGGGGAUCCAGACUGGAGAAAAAUCGUACAAAUACUCUGAAUGUGGCAAAAGCUUUAGUCAGAACAACUUCAUUUUCUUUCAUGGAAGGACCCACACAAGAGGGAAGCCCUACAAAUGUUCCCAAUGCGGUAAAUGCUUUAGCAAGCAUGGCAACGUGGACUCACACCAAGGAGAAACCCUUUAAAUGUCCUGACUGUGGGAAAAGUUUCAGUCAAAAUUCCAACCUCAUUGGCCACCAGAGGAUUCACACAGGAGAGAAACCCUUUGAACAUCCUGACUGUGGGAAAAGUUUCAGUCAUAAUUCCAGCCUGGUUCAACACCAGAGGAUUCAUAUAGGAGUGAAACUCUUUGAAUGUCCUGAUUGUGGGAAAUGUUUCAGUCAAAAUUCCAGCCUGAUUAAACACAAGAGGACUCACACAGGAGAGAAACCCUUUGAAUGUCCUGAUUGUGGGAAAAGUUUCAGUCAGAAUUCCAGCCUGGUUCAACACCAGAGGAUUCACACAGGAGUGAAACCAUUUGAAUGUCUUGAUUGUGGGAAAAGUUUCAGUCAGAAUUCCAAGCUCAUUGGCCACCAGAGGACUCACACAGGAGAGAAACCCUUUGAAUGUCCUGACUGUGGGAAAAGUUUCAGUCUAAAUACCAACCUCAUUGACCACCAGAGGACUCACACAGGAGAGAAACCCUUUGAAUGUCCUGAUUGUGGGAAAAGUUUCAGUCAGAAUUCCAGCCUGGUUAAACACCAGAGGACUCACACAGGAGAGAAACCCUUUGAAUGUCCUGAUUGUGGGAAAAGUUUCAGUCAGAAUACCAGUCUGGUUCAACACCAAAGGAUUCACACAGGAGAGAAACCGUUUGAAUGUCCUGACUGUGGGAAAAGUUUCAGUCAGAAUUCCAGUAUGGUUAAACACCAGGGGACUCACACAGGAGAAAAACCCUUUGAAUGUCCUGAUUGUGGGAAAAGUUUCAGUCGGAAGUACAACCUCAUUGGCCACCAGAGGACUCACACAGGAGAGAAACCCUUUGAAUGUCCUGAUUGUGGGAAAAGUUUCAGUCGGAAGUACAACCUCAUUGGCCACCAGAGGAUUCACACAGGGGAGAAACCCUUUGAAUGUCCUGAUUGUGGGAAAAGUUUCAGUCAUAAUUCCAGCCUGGUUAAACACCAGAGGAUUCACAUAGGAGUGAAACCCUUUGAAUGCCCUGAUUGUGGGAAAUGUUUCAGUGAUGAUUCCAGCUGGAUUAGACACCAGAUAACUCACACAGGAGAGAAACUAUUUGAAUGUCCUGAUUAUGGGAAAUGUUUCGAUUAGAAUUCCAGCUUGGUUCAACACCAGAGGAUUCACUCAGGAGAGAAACCGUUUGAAUGUCCUGACUGUGGGAAAAGUUUCAGUUGAAAUUCCACCCUCAUUGGCCACAAGAGGAUUCACACAGGAGAGAAACCCUUUGAAUGUCCUGACUGUGGGAAAUGUUUUAGUCAGAAUUCCAGCUAGGUUAAACACCAGAGGAAUCAUACAGGAGAGAAACCCUUUAAAUGUCCUGAUUGUGGGAAGUGUUUCAGUGAUAAUUCCAGCUGGAUUAGACACCAGAUAACUCACACAGGAGAGAAACCAUUUGAAUGUCCUGAUUGUGGGAAAUGUUUCAGUGAAAUUUCUAGCUUGGUUAGACACCAGAGAACUCACACAGGAGAGAAACCAUAUGAGUGUCCAGACUGUGGGAAAGAUUUCAGUACUAAGGAUAGCCUUCUAAAUCAUACACACAGGGGAAAAACCAUUUAAAUGCCCCGAGUGUGCAUGAUGCUUCAGGAAACCUUCCAACCUUAUCGUACACAAGAAAAUCCACAUGAGGCCCAAAGUGAUGAGUGUAGACAGAGUUUGAAUUUCAUUUCUAAUGUCACCUUGUAAGUCCAGCUGAGAAAUUGACCAUUUAAUUUGACUACAAAGAAUUUGCCUGAUUUUUUGUAGGCAAAUAUCUCAUGAUAUUAGUCAGAAAGGAAGAAAGAAAAAAUUGGAACAUACUAGUUUGAUAAAGGCUGUCUGGCCAUCAGCAGCAGAAGUUGCUGAAUAUUUAUUUUUGCAGAAAUUGUGCAAUUAUGUAAAAAUCUUUUUGGGAGUGUUCUUUGCAUUUUUAUCAUGGUAGAUGAUAGAAAUGCCAGAGGCAUAGUCCCAGCCUUUUUCUCCCUGGGUGCCCCCGAGAUUUUCAGCCCCAGAAUUCCCCCAGCCAGCAUCUCUUUGGGAUAGGAGCACCCAGACUAUAGUUAAGAGAUUGUGGCUCCUCAUAUAAUAGCAAUAGCACCUUGACUUAUUUACCGCUUCACAGUGCUUUAUAGCCCUCUCUGAGUGGUUUACAUAGUCAGCAUAUUGUCCCCAACAAUCUGGGUCCUCAGUUUACCCACCUCGGAAGGAUAGAAAGCCAAGUCAACCUUGAGCCGGUGGGAAUUGAGCUGCCAAACUGCGCCACCAUGGCUCUUAUGAGGAGAAAGUGAGCGUAGAGUGGAGGGAUUCAAAGUUCAUCUUUUCCUAACUGUUCCAGGAAUUCAGCGCACGAAGCAUGUCUGUUCAGAUUGUGUCAAGAAUGAGGCAUGCAAAUGGAAGAAACCACAUAAAUAGCAAAUAUUUUGGGGGAGUUUGGGGCAGUGACAAAACCAGUGUAAAAUUUCAGAUGUAAAGGCUGUUCUGCCCUGCAGGUGACCUUCAUGAAGAAGAGCUGUAGAAAUAGUUGAGGAGAAAAGGGAUUGUGGUUUUCAGCACAGGGUCUCCAGGUUUAUUCACAACUCCUGCUGUGAUCUACUUUGUUUUUAGGGGCCUCCUUGUUAAGACUUUGACAGCUGGGGCCUGAGAGCAGCACCAAGGGACUGAUACUUUUGUGGUUCUCCCCUCUUGGUGGGGAGAUGUGAGAAAAAAAUUGUACAGUAGAUAAUCAAGCAAAAUUAAAUAAAGCCAACCUAAGAGUCAGAGCGGAUGGUCUAUAGAGCGAGCUCAAAAGCCAUAAGUCCCUACUCAGACGAACAGUCCAUUUCCUCAGAACCAAACUUUGAAGCUCAGAUUGAAAGGUGGAAAGUAGGUGUUAUAUUUGGAAGAUACUGGAUCUUAAAAACUGCAGCCUUGAAUUUGGGGCUGGAGUAGCAGGAACAGCUGUAUGGAUAGAUUUUUUGGGGAGGAAGAAAGCCCAGUUUGGUGGUCACCAGGCUACAGCCUGAGAGACGCUCAUUUCCGGUCCUGCUUUAGGCACAAAGCCAUUCAGAGGCCUUGGCCUGUCCCGUCCUCUCAGGUCUUUGAAGGGAAAUCUGCUUACAAAAAACCUUGCCAAGGAAACUGCAGAGAAACGGGAGUGCAGGAUAACUCCCCAAAACCUACUUUUGCAACUUUGGAGAGUGAAGCCUGACCUACUUAGCUUCCCAAGAUUAGGGACGUGUUGUGCCAUAAAUAUUUAUGAAGUUCUUGUUUGUAUGCACAGCUGCUAAAUUAUUUCCAGCUUCAUCCUUUGAAUAGAAUAAUGAAACCUGGAACAGUAACAAUAACACCCACCUUCCAAACCACAUCUAGAUAGGAGAGAUUCUUUCUGUCUGCAUCCUUUGGGCAAAAGACUUGGAGGGCAAUACUUUGCAAAAAGCUGACGUAUAGAUUUUGCACUUUCUUAGGGGUGACUCAGUGGAGAUCAAAACCUCUCUACAUCCCCCAAACUUUAUGACUGAUUUCCUGUGUCUGCCAAGGAUUUAAGACCCAGGAGAAUCAGUGGGUCAGAGGCUCAAAGGGAGCCAGCUUCAUUCGUGCUGCCCAGAGAUGCUUCCAAGCACACCCAUGCUAAAUGCCUUGUGCGUCUGUAACUUUGCAUACACAGAAGUCUCCAUUAAGUCAAAGUGAGAAAGUCACAUACCCAGCAGGGCUGGAAAAGGGGGUUUAACAAGAGGAGAUGACUGCCUGUAUAUGGUAAGAGAAAUGUUUCCAAAAGGCAUUUCCAAGGGCUGGAAAAAAGAUUGGUAAUACAGAUGUUCAUGCAACAAUGUACCACUCUUUGUUUGAUACCCAUUCCUUAUUUACAUUCAAAAUAUUAAUCUAAUAAAAUAUACAAAAUCCUUGCCAAGGAAACUGCAA
This is a messenger RNA of Pantherophis guttatus, 4701 nucleotides long. The record is from RefSeq and is a predicted model, not a curated record. NCBI's taxonomy places the organism in Eukaryota, Metazoa, Chordata, Lepidosauria, Squamata, Colubridae.